UUGUUGCGAAUCAAACAUGUAUAAUAAAUAUUAAGCAAAACUACUCAAAAUUAAAACUUAUUUAUUAGUUAAUAAGAGCGAGAGGCUAUAAUAUAAUUUAUCUUUAUUAAUGGACCAAAUUGCCGAAGUCGCUAAAACAUUGUCUCAUGAUGAUCUUCUUGAAGUUAGCAAAUCAUCUCUUCAAACUAUCUUAAAUUCUGAUUCUUUACUAUCUGAUUUACCACCGGAUAUUAUUUUAGAAGAAAUCCAAUCGCUGACAGCUGUAGAACAUGGUCAAUCCAUUACAAUAUACAUUUCGAGGGAAAAUGAACAACCAUUGAAAGUGAUUGUCCCACAAAACACUACAGUAAGAGAUCUAAAAAAGGCAAUUGCAAGACAUUUUCAGUUACAUCAAAAUCGAAUUGGUAAUAAAGUGAAAAUAUCAUGGAAAUAUAUUUGGAAAACAUAUAAUGUAAACUUUGACAGUUUGAUUCUAGAUGAUGAUAACAGUUGCAUCACUAGCUAUGGAGUUACAAAUAAGGUUACGUUAACAUUCAAGAAGAAAAGAAAAAAACCAAAAUUAUAAUUAUAUUUAUUUAUUCCUUAAAUUACAUCAUUAAUAUACCAUCUGGAUAGUAUUAAUACUAAAACAUAAUAGGCAAAUAUUGAUAAAAGAACAGCAUA
Molecule: messenger RNA, 663 nt
Organism: Nymphalis io (European peacock)
Lineage: Eukaryota; Metazoa; Arthropoda; Insecta; Lepidoptera; Nymphalidae
Product: U11/U12 small nuclear ribonucleoprotein 25 kDa protein
Exons: 3
Coding region: 110-565 (151 amino acids)
Biological process (GO): mRNA splicing, via spliceosome
Cellular component (GO): U12-type spliceosomal complex
Source: RefSeq, a predicted model, not a curated record